Acanthochromis polyacanthus (spiny chromis) is the source of this 1956-nucleotide messenger RNA. RefSeq names its product potassium channel tetramerization domain containing 4 (gene kctd4). Gene Ontology annotation, molecular function: protein binding. Gene Ontology annotation, biological process: protein homooligomerization. Bases 301 to 1077 code for a protein of 258 amino acids. NCBI's taxonomy places the organism in Eukaryota, Metazoa, Chordata, Actinopteri, Pomacentridae. The record is from RefSeq and is a predicted model, not a curated record. The transcript has a single exon.
AGAGAGAGAGAGAGAGGAGGGACAUAGAGCAGCACACAGAGCCAGUCUGUUUUCAGCUCCUAGUUCUCUGCCAGACAGCACUCGCCCAUCCACCAUCACACACACUUACACACAUUCACUCUCACUGCACGACAGCUGACAACACCUUCCCAUUUUCUCAGCUGCACCACAGACCCACACAGUCAGACCUAAAAGAGAAGAAGAAGAAGAAAACCCGACUCGAUUUGUCCUGUACACACCGACACGCAGACACACCAGCUCUGAGGAGGCUGGGUCGAGGCUGGAAAGGGUGACUGGAGAAUGGAAUGGAACCUCAGAAGGAUGGAAAGUGAACUGAGGCACAUCAACCCAGACCUGCUGCAGCCCAGCAAGAGCUUCAAGAAGCCCUCCUCAGGCACCAUCACCCUUAAUGUAGGGGGGUUCCUGUACACCGCUCACCGGACCACCCUUGGCAAGCAGCAGGGGUCUUUUCUAGAAGAGCUUGCCAACGGUAAAAAGCCAGUUCAGCACACAGAUUCCAUGGGCAACCCAUUCAUCGACAGAGAUGGUCCGGUUUUUCGCCAUGUGCUCAACUAUCUCCGCACCGGAGAGCUGCAGCUACCUGACGACUUCCGGGAGGCGGGGCUCCUGCGUCGGGAGGCUGAUUUUUACCGUCUGACUGAACUGGUGGAGGCCGUGGUCGAGUGGGAAAGCCAGAGGGCAGCCCUGCGCGAACCGGCGUUUUUGGAGGUGACGGAUAGCCACGAGAGGUCACAGGGCCUUAAGGUGUACUGCAGCGAUGCCGGCUUCAUCGACAAGGUCAAAGGGCGGCUGGUGCAGAUCUCCAAGAGCCGACUGGACGGCUUUCCGGAAGAAUUCGUGGUGUCGUCCAACGUGAUCCAGUUCCGACACUUCAUCAAGUCAGAACCCGGCUCCCGCCUCGUUCUGAAGGAAGACAGCACAUUCCUGUGCACACUUGACUGUCUGAAACUAGAAACAGUAAUGCUAGCGCUGAGAUCAGGCUUCAAGCUGGUCACCAGCCUUGACAGCAGCAAAGGCUCCGUGGUGGCAGCUGAGGCCCUCCACUUUGUCAAGUAGAACGGAGAGAAACAGAGGGAGGAGAGAGGGAGACAGAGAGAGGAAAGAGUAGUGCCUGAUUCCACAUCCACACUGCUAAUGUAAGACACUGGUUUGAAAAUGUCGUAAGAUGUGCUAAGCUGUAACGUGUCAUUUGGUUGAAGGAGGAGAACAGGUGGGUGGGACUGAUUCACAGAACAGUGGUUUACAAACACAGGAUAUAACAAGUUUUGGGUGAUCUUUAUUAGUAGAACGGCAUUUUGGCACCAUCCUUUGCACUGCUUUGUAAGCUAGUAUUAAUAGCAUUCAGAGUGAUCCAGAUUAUCUUAAUAUUAAUGAUAUCUGAAUUGUAUCUGAUUAGGUAUUACACAAAGCAUCAGUAAUAUGGAAGAAGAGCCAAAUGUGAAUUCUUCUUUAGAGAAAGUGAAUGGAAACUGAGACCGACAGCUUUAUCAGUGGAUUUGUUUCGACACAAGAAAUGCUUCUGCUGCUUUGUCAACGGCUGCAAAAGCCUUCAAAACCAGGCGUGAUGUGCACUGUUGUGCCAUUCAGCUUUUACUACAGUCUGUGUGUGCGUGUGUGUGCGUUGCUAUACACCGUGUGUGCUGUGUUUAGUUGGUUUAAUAGCUUGUGUGUAGUUUAUUAGCUUCUCUGGAGCUUGAAGGAAAAACCACAGCUCAUUAAGGUUGUCUUGGAUGGACAAACAAACUUCACAUCCAAACGUCAAGCUAAGCUGAAGUGCAAAGAACUGUGACUAUUGUAAGGGCUUUGAACCUAGCAUGAUGCAUGUGCACUAAAUAAACUGUGUUUGUUAGUGCUGUGAGCCUCUGUGAAACCGGUGCCACAACAAUGCCUUUUACUUUCAGUGUGAAUAUUUUACAAAUAAAAGUGAGACCAAAA